This is a messenger RNA of Vigna umbellata (rice bean), 1429 nucleotides long. Its product is annotated as putative RNA-binding protein ARP1. NCBI's taxonomy places the organism in Eukaryota, Viridiplantae, Streptophyta, Magnoliopsida, Fabales, Fabaceae. Gene Ontology annotation, molecular function: RNA binding. The record is from RefSeq and is a predicted model, not a curated record.
AAUUGGAUUUUGUAGUGUAAUUUCCUUUUUCUUUUCUUUCCCUGUUUCCCCGUUUCCCCUGUUUCGCUCUGUUUUUAUUUCCUAUAUUCUUCGAUUGUUGAUUAACUUUCUUGUUAAGGGAAUCUUCGUCGUGGAAUCUGAGGAAACGUUUGUGUACGAAAAUCAAGGAUUUUUUUCUCUCCAUAAUAAACGAGAAUCACUAGAGCACCAGUUGGUGGAAGAUUUUCUCGAGCAUUGAUUUGAUUGAUUGUUCACUGUUCAUGCUAAACAACCAAACAAACGGCUACUCUGACUUUUUGAUCCUGUUUCUAAUCUUGUUUCUGGGAUCCUGUCCGUUUUUUACACUGUCUUUUAAGCCUUCGUUUCAGGGUUUAGUGAAUUGAAUUGAAUUCAGAUGUCACAGCCAAGGCAAAACAAGAUGAUGAGUCCAAACCUUGGAAAACAAGUUGGUGACACAACCUAUACUAAGAUCUUUGUUGGAGGAUUGGCCUGGGAGACAAAGAGAGACUCUCUGAAACGCUAUUUUGAUCAGUUUGGGGAGAUCUUAGAGGCGGUUGUCAUCACCGAUAGAAUCACUGGAAGAUCAAAAGGAUAUGGCUUUGUCACCUUUAGGGACCCAAAUUCUGCAUCAAGGGCUUGUCUCAAUCCCUAUCCUGUGAUUGAUGGAAGGAGAGCUAAUUGUAACCUUGCAGCCCUUGGUGCCCAUAAAUUUGAUCCAUCCACAACAGGAAGACAAAAAUUCAGUAGCCCUUCAUGGAAUAUGGCACCAGUCCCAUUGCAAGGCACCUCCACAUAUUACAAUCAACACAUACCUCACUACCCAAUUCCCUAUCCAACCUACAGGUAUCCUGGUUUUACUCACCCACAAGACUUGUAUGAAAUGAACUACAAUAAUGCAUAUGGUGGACAGCCGUUUCCCCUCCGCUGGUAUCCAGCAUAUUACCAGCCCUUUUAUGGCCUUGGCAGACAGAUUAUUCCAACAACCUAUGUGAAAAAGGUCAUACCAGACACGUCUCAGGAGCUCACAGUUGUUGGUUUUUCAGAGCCUAUUUCAUCCUCUCCCUCAAUUCCCACCACUGGAUUAGUCACCGGAACAGUACCUGGGACAGAAGUGGUAGAAUCCCCUCAAGAACAGACAUCUUCAACUACUUAAAGCUAUGAUGAGGAGAUUCCCUCAAUAGACUAGAAUAGAGAAAGUAAAAAAGAAAAAAUGACACUGCUCAAUAAACCAGGAUGAGGUGGUCUAGCAAGGAACUAAAUGAAGCAAUAACGUAUUGAGAUUUUCCAUCCACGAAACAGAUGAUCUUGGAGACCAGACAGUAAUGAAAUAGUCCUGGUUUUGUUCAUUGUCUUAAGAAAUUUUUACUUUUCAGAAUUCUGGUGUACAUGAUUCUUUAGUUUUCCUUUAUUUGUUUUUUUUUUUCGUUAA